Messenger RNA from Vicia faba (fava bean), 1257 nucleotides. NCBI's taxonomy places the organism in Eukaryota, Viridiplantae, Streptophyta, Magnoliopsida, Fabales, Fabaceae. The record is from the annotation of a GenBank genome assembly.
AUGGGAUCCUCCGCGAUGGUUCUAGACCCAAAACCCAUCUCCGAACCGCCACCAUCCCUCCCCUCCACAAAAUCCGACUACCUUUACACCGGCGACACAGCCUCCGACGAAGAUGACCUCUACAGUCGCCUCAAAUCCCUCCAGCGACAACUCGAGUUCAUCGACAUCCAAGAAGAGUACGUAAAAGACGAACAGAAGAAUCUCAAACGAGAGCUUCUUCGCGCGCAGGAAGAGGUUAAGAGGAUCCAAUCGGUUCCACUCGUUAUCGGUCAAUUCAUGGAGAUGGUUGAUCAAAACAACGGUAUCGUCGGAUCAACUACUGGAUCUAACUAUUAUGUGAGGAUUCUUAGUACAAUCAACCGUGAGCUUCUUAAGCCUUCUGCUUCCGUUGCGCUUCACCGACAUUCGAAUGCACUUGUUGAUGUUCUUCCGCCGGAGGCUGAUUCCAGUAUCUCCCUCCUUAGCCAGUCUGAGAAGCCUGAUGUUUCUUACAAUGAUAUUGGAGGAUGUGAUAUCCAGAAGCAGGAAAUUCGCGAGGCUGUAGAGUUACCUCUCACACAUCACGAUCUUUACAAACAGAUUGGUAUUGAUCCUCCUCGAGGUGUCUUACUAUAUGGCCCCCCUGGAACUGGUAAAACAAUGCUUGCCAAAGCUGUUGCUAAUCAUACCACUGCCGCUUUCAUUAGGGUUGUGGGUUCUGAGUUUGUGCAGAAGUAUCUUGGCGAGGGCCCAAGGAUGGUUCGUGAUGUCUUUCGUCUCGCAAAAGAGAAUGCCCCUGCAAUUAUAUUUAUCGAUGAGGUUGAUGCGAUUGCUACUGCUAGGUUUGAUGCACAAACUGGAGCAGACAGAGAAGUACAACGUAUUCUGAUGGAACUUUUGAAUCAGAUGGACGGUUUUGACCAGACAGUUAAUGUUAAAGUCAUAAUGGCAACCAAUCGGGCUGACACUUUGGAUCCCGCCCUCUUGCGUCCUGGAAGGCUUGAUCGUAAAAUUGAGUUCCCAUUGCCCGACAGACGCCAAAAGAGGCUUGUAUUUCAGGUAUGCACGGCCAAAAUGAAUUUGAGUGAUGAGGUAGACUUGGAGGAUUAUGUUUCCCGUCCUGACAAAAUUAGUGCUGCUGAGAUAUCUGCUAUUUGUCAAGAAGCGGGAAUGCAUGCUGUUCGUAAGAAUAGAUAUGUCAUACUGCCAAAGGACUUCGAGAAAGGUUAUAGAACCAACGUGAAGAAACCUGAUACUGACUUUGAAUUUUACAAGUGA